AUGCGCGUUCAAAUCAGUCCCCCAAAUCCAAUCUCUGACGAGAUUAUUCAACAUCAGCUCGAUCGCAUCACGGUAGCAGCCAUCUCUCUGGGACACCACAAUAUUAAUCGACGACAGUUUCAAGCAGAGUUCCGCGAUGUCUGCCAGAAGGUCGAAACCCAUAUAAACGCGAAGGCGACCCCUUUUGGCCAAGUCAAGCAAAUGUUCCCCGACCUCGAUUUUGAUACGUUCAAACCAUUAUCCAAGUCGUGGCAAGAGUCGUUUGCCAACAAUCCUACUGUACCUCACUGGUUAAGGACACGCUUUGCUCAUAUUGGCAGAAAUGAAGAAGACGGGGCGACCCGUCUAGGACUACUUCUUCAUUAUGCGAUCAGAGUAAAACAUUUCAACAGGUGUCGGGGAUAUUCUGACCGUCUUGAAAUCAAAUCUCGGACUCCAUUCUCAAACAACGCCGUCCAAUACCAAGGCAAGGAGUCCUCUGUCUUAAGGGCCCCAGACCAUAGUCUCUGGUAUGGCAGUGAGGAGGAAGCUGCUGUUCAACUCGUGGUUUUUGAAACAUAUAAGUGCGACUUUGAAUGUAGCCAGAAACUGAGAUUAUGCCCAUGCUGCGAAGCAGAGGUUCUAGGCAAUAUGGCGAUGGUUUACUCCGAGCGAAAGCGUCGCGGAGAGGCGAAAUGUGGGCUUUGUGGCCUCUUGACGGAUCACAAAGAAUUUUUAUUCUAUCACGUUGAUGAUAGUGGUGAUUGGUCCUAUGUCGAUUUGAGAGUGACAACCCAUCAAGCCAGUGGUAGGGUGGACUACGGAGAUAUUGCUCAUUUUCUCACGUUAAUCUUUUUGGAAGCCCCAUGCACAGGAAAGGGAUUACCUGAUGAUAUGUUGCUCUUUGUUGGCCAAGAAAAACCUUAG
Penicillium cosmopolitanum is the source of this 906-nucleotide messenger RNA. Its product is annotated as Restriction endonuclease type I HsdR N-terminal. The transcript has 4 exons. NCBI's taxonomy places the organism in Eukaryota, Fungi, Ascomycota, Eurotiomycetes, Eurotiales, Aspergillaceae. The coding region runs from base 1 to 906 and encodes 301 amino acids. The record is from RefSeq and is a predicted model, not a curated record.